Messenger RNA from Bursaphelenchus okinawaensis, 816 nucleotides. Lineage: Eukaryota; Metazoa; Nematoda; Chromadorea; Rhabditida; Aphelenchoididae. The record is from the annotation of a GenBank genome assembly.
AUGCAAAGGUGCAUUCUAAGCUUACUGUAAGUUGGUUUUUGAAGUUUUUAGGUAUAACGUUGUGGCAAAUGUAAAGUUAGGCUUAGUAAGGGCUCAAAAUUAGCGUUUAUUCAACUUUUGUGAAAGUUUAAACUCAAAAAUAUGAACUUAAGUUAACGUAAAAUGCUUUUUCAGAAGUUUGCUACUGUUUUACAUUGCAUCGACAGCUGCAAGGUCGGUAGAUCCACGUGAAUUCCUUCUGGCACAACAUCUGUUUCCACGAAGUAGAGAAGUUGCAGCGUUGUCCAGAAGGUCGAUUGACACAAGCGAACUUGAGGAUGUUGAAGAAGAUGAAGAAACUGUGCUGAAGGUAAGGAUUUUUGUAGUACGAUGCUACAGGAUAUGGUACUGUAGGAAUGUAAUAAAGUGCUGGGUAUUUUAGCUGCAAUACUACAGUACAUGGACUGUAUUGUCAUGCUAUUGUAUGUGGUACUGUAGUAUGUGAAAACAUUACAUUUAGGUCUAGGUAUAAAGGUUUGGGCUUUGAAGAUGAUUUUUUGGCUAGGGCGGGGUAUUGAUUUUUUUUUGACGAGGUGUUGGACCCACUAUUUACUUUUCAUUUUGAAAUUUCAAAAAAUUCGAAACUAUUUUAAAAAUUUUGCUUUUUAGUUACGACCAAUAACUCGAUCGAUGAUGUUGAACGACAGUCCUAUGUCUCCAGCGCAUCGUGAGCGAUUGAUGCGUCUGAAUCGGCCGUAUCCUUCGAUGAAAGCGCCUUCGUUAAUGGACCGUAACUUUGGUCAGGCGAUGAAAAGUAUUCUACUAAGGAUUCAUUAG